Molecule: messenger RNA, 575 nt
Organism: Danio aesculapii
Lineage: Eukaryota; Metazoa; Chordata; Actinopteri; Cypriniformes; Danionidae
Gene: s100a1
Product: S100 calcium binding protein A1
Exons: 3
Coding region: 89-379 (96 amino acids)
Biological process (GO): regulation of heart contraction
Molecular function (GO): calcium ion binding
Source: RefSeq, a predicted model, not a curated record
AGGUGAUGGACGCUAUUUAAUGAAUGAGCUCUAGCAACAUCUUUUCAAACAGUCGUUGUCGCUCCUCGUCCUGAUAAUAUUUUCUAACAUGGUUUCGAAACUGGAAAAUGCAAUGGAAGGCCUGAUUAAAGUCUUCCACACGUACUCCUCCAAAGAGGGAGACAAGUACAAGCUAAGCAAAUCUGAGCUUAAAAGCUUGCUUCAAGGGGAACUCAGUGACUUUUUAGCCGCGAGUAAAGACCCCAUGGUGGUGGAGAAGAUCAUGUCUGAUCUGGAUGAGAACCGGGAUGGAGAGGUGGACUUUCAGGAGUUUGUUGUACUGGUGGCUGCUCUCACUGUGGCAUGCAAUGAGUUCUUUGUAGAGAGCAUGAAGAAUUAAACUAACUUCUAUGUGUUAAUCUGCAAGAAAAUGUUUUCUAAAUGUUAUUUAUCAAUUUAAUACUCCGUGCAGACUGUGUGUUUGUGUGGGAAAGUACAGUUGUAGAUGAACUGUCAAGUGUGCAUUUAGAUUCAUCUGUUUGAGCAAUGCUGCUUUAAUCUUAAUGAUGUACAGUAUGACUGAACAUGCAAAAUAA